Molecule: messenger RNA, 1083 nt
Organism: Saimiri boliviensis boliviensis (Bolivian squirrel monkey)
Lineage: Eukaryota; Metazoa; Chordata; Mammalia; Primates; Cebidae
Gene: SFT2D1
Product: SFT2 domain containing 1
Biological process (GO): vesicle-mediated transport
Cellular component (GO): membrane
Source: RefSeq, a predicted model, not a curated record
GGAAGUGGGCGGGCCGGACCUCCGGCCGUCUGCGGGGAUCCGGCUUCGGGUUUCCUGGUGGGCGCCAGGGGCCGGCGGGAGAGUGGCGGGCGCUGCGGCCCGGGGGCGAGGCCAUGGAGAAGCUGCGGCGGGUCCUGAGCGGCCAGGACGACGAGGAGCAGGGCCUGACCGCGCAGGUCCUGGAUGCCUCAUCCCUUAGUUUCAACACCAGAUUGAAAUGGUUUGCCAUCUGCUUCGUAUGUGGCAUUUUGUUUUCUAUUCUUGGAACUGGAUUGCUGUGGCUUCCGGGCGGCAUAAAGCUUUUUGCAGUGUUUUACACCUUCGGCAAUCUCGCUGCAUUAGCCAGUACGUGCUUUCUAAUGGGACCUGUGAAGCAACUGAAGAAAAUGUUUGAAACAACGAGAUUGCUUGCAACAGUUAUUAUGCUCUUGUGUUUCAUAUUUACCCUGUGUGCUGCUCUUUGGUGGCAUAAGAAGGGACUGGCCGUAUUAUUCUGCAUAUUGCAGUUCUUGUCAAUGACCUGGUAUAGCCUGUCGUACAUCCCAUACGCAAGGGAUGCAGUUAUUAAAUGCUGUUCUUCUGUCCUAAGUUGAAACUCGUGGAAAAGGACACUUGGAUGUUGAUACUCUGUGUUUGGUGAAGUAUGCUUUUCCCCAGGAAGUACUCACCCAGAAACAACUGAAGUGACCGUUUAAGACAGUUUUGUACUAAGUCUCAUUUUGUAUACUGGUAAAAACUACAUGCUUGAUUAAACCGUUAAAUGCUCAUGACUUGAAAUUCAUUAUGUGUCAUUAAUAUGCUUUUCCAAAGAUAAGGAGAUUAUCAUUGCCAAUUGUAAAUUAUUUUUAGCCAGUUUUUAAAUCAGUUUUUAAAGCAGCUUUGAAAUGUGACUGUUUCAGGGUAGACCUGUGCUACAAGAUACAUUCAGCUUUUUUGGCUUUUAAAAAAUGUCUACAUUUUUAAUACUUUUUUUUUUUUAACUUUAAAUGUGAAACUCCUUAUUUUAAGCUAAAAAUUGCUUAUUAUGUAAUAAAAAUAAUAUAUAAGUCAUUGCAAUUUUGAAAUAAACCCUCCUUGGAAAAA